UCAUCAUCGUCACCACCUUCGACUCUGGUUGUACGACGCCCAACAUAUACCAAACCUUUAGAAUUUAUCUGUUAACUUGUCCAAGUCAUCCAAGGGCUGCCUGACGCCCUUUACCAGCAAUGAAUCCAGUCAGGAUCAAUCCGCUGUCCUUUUGUAGAAAAGGGCAGUCCCGGCUAUGGUCUCAAUGUCAGGCAACCUCGUCAGCAAUUCGUCGAAGAGGCGUCCAAUCUCAGGCUUUUCAACCAUUUAUUCCUCCGCCUCCUAGCUCCCUCCCAAAACCGCGCCCUCCCAAGACUUAUCGACGAACACGAAGAUGGGGGAAGCGUUUCAUUUAUUUAGGUCUAGGGAUCGGCAUUGUCUAUGCCGUCGAUAAGCAGUUCUAUUAUUCUUCCAUCUCUCGCAGUACACGAACCUUUGCACUCGGAACCCUUGUGGCUCUGGAUUAUAAGAUAAAUUUCCGUGCGCAACCUAUCUUCGCUGAAUCGAUUCCAGCAUUACAUGCCCGUAAUGCACAACGUCUGUUUGAUCUGCUACGGGAAAAUGGAGGUCUCUACCUGAAAAUUGGACAGGCAAUUGCGAUGCAAUCUGCCGUUCUUCCGCCAGAAUUUCAACGCAUGUUUCAAAAAAUGUUUGAUGAUGCACCUCAGAAUGACUGGGAAGACGUUGAAGCGGUAAUUCGUGAAGAUUUCGGAAAGAGCCCGGAAGAGGUCUUUGGGGUGAGUUUUACGGGUGAGCCUGGCAAGGGAUUGAUGGAGAGGAAAGCGAGGGCUAGUGCAAGCGUUGCACAGGUACACUGGGCGCGCUUGGCAGAUGGAACAGAAGUCGCUGUCAAGGUACAAAAGAAGGAGAUUGCGCAGCAGGUUGGUUGGGAUUUGUGGGCCUUCAAGGUUGUGAUGAAGGUUUAUUCCACGAUUUUUGAUCUCCCACUGUACAGUCUAGUCCCUUAUAUUACCGAACGUCUUCAGCUGGAGACCGACUUCGUCAAUGAAGCCAACAAUUCCGAACGUAUGGCAGAGCUCAUUGCCAAUGAGCCUCGCUUACGAGGAAAAGUCUACAUACCUAAAGUUUUUCGCGAUCUUAGCUCCAAGAGAAUCAUGACUGCCGAAUGGAUCGAGGGUGUUCGACUUUGGGACAAGGAAGCGAUCACAGGAAGAUGGCUUGGUAGUGGGCGACAGGGAAGUCCGGGUUGUCAUGGAACGCCUCUGGACCGACCGGGCCUCGACGUAUCGGAGGAUUCCUUGCGGGCAAAUUCGGUCAACGGCGAGCUCAAGCCCCGGCGCGACCAUUGGAAGGGCAAGACUGGCAAGGGUGGUCUUGGACUUUCGCUCAAGGAAGUCAUGACUAUUAUGGUCGAUCUUUUCUCUGCUCAAAUGUUCUUAUUUGGAGUGAUUCAUGCCGAUCCACAUCCUGGUAAUAUCUUUGUUCGCCGAACACCUUCAGGAAGGGCCGAAUUGGUUUUGAUUGAUCAUGGUCUCUAUGUUGAGGUUGCACCCAAGCUGCGACAUCAAUAUGCCCUUUUCUGGAAGAGCUUGAUGACCUUUGACAACAAGACUCUUGGAAAGAUUGUUAAUGAGUGGGGUAUCCACGACGUGGAUAUCUUUGCAUCGGCUACUCUGAUGAAGCCUUAUACCGGCGGUGACAUGUCCACCUCUAGAAGUAUCAGGAAGGGUCUGCGAGGCAAAGAAGAAGCCGAAAAAAUGUACGAAAUGCAGCAGAAGAUGCGAAAGGGUAUCAAGGAAAUCCUGGGUGACGAGGAGAAGUGGCCACGAGAGCUCAUCUUCAUUGGCCGGAAUCUUCGCAUUGUGCAAGGCAACAACCAGUAUCUGGGGUCACCAGUGAACCGGAUCAAAAUCACUGGUAACUGGGCGUCACGUUCGCUGGUGGACUCACCAGAUCUAACUCUCUCUCAAAGGCUCGGCAAUUUGGGUCGUCACCUCAUUUUCAAGUUUGUCAUGUUUUCCAGUGACGUGUAUUUUUACGCCAGCAAGGUGAAGCAGUUCUUUGGCAUAGGCCGGGGAAUGGAGGACGAAAUGGAAAACCAGAUGAAGCAUAUUGCAAAGGAUUUUGGCAUUGAGCUCAACCACGGCGUUUUUGAAGGUUAGAUAUCAACAAUUUAGACUCAAGGCAUCUGUAGAACCGGUCAAGCCGAAAUGAACAUAACUCUUCUCCGAUA
Molecule: messenger RNA, 2173 nt
Organism: Xylona heveae TC161
Lineage: Eukaryota; Fungi; Ascomycota; Xylonomycetes; Xylonales; Xylonaceae
Product: ABC1 domain protein
Exons: 2
Coding region: 120-2102 (660 amino acids)
Source: RefSeq, a predicted model, not a curated record